GAAGCCCCAUACGUCAGCACAAAUCUACCGUUGAUACUAACAAAACACUAAGAUCAAUCACUUUCCAGUCACAAUCACCUUCAAUCAAUUCGAAGCUCGCUCGUGAAACAGAGACGACAAUUUUCUGCCAAUCUACAUACCUCCAUCGAUCAAUUUGAAUGCGAUCUCUCGGAAAUCCUACCUUUUCAUUAUCCCUCUGUUUAAUUUUUCUCUAUUUAGGGUUUUGAGUUUGAUCUCGGCUGUUAUUACAAUUGCAAGAGCUCGCCGGUUUAACUUUUGGAUGGUUGUAGGAUAUAUAAAGUGGUACUCAUUUGAGUAAUGGGAAGCAGUGAGAUGGAUAAAUCCAUCAAGGAGGCAAAAGACACAACAAAGGAGCCAAAGACAACGAAUUCCCAAGAGCAGGCUUCAGGUGCUGCCACGGGUACAGUCAAUCCAGAUUGGACUGGGUUUCAGCCUUAUCCUCCUAUGCCUCCACACGGGUUCUUGGCGUCAAGUCCUCAAGCUCACCCCUACAUGUGGGGGGUUCAGCAUCUUAUGCCACCUUAUGGUACUCCACCUCAUCCAUAUGUUGCUAUGUAUCCCCAUGGUGGCAUAUAUACUCAUCCAUCUAUGCCUCCGGGAUCAUACCCUUUCAAUCCAUAUGCAAUGCCUCCAAAUGGGGUUACGGAGGCUUCGGGUAAUACUCCUGGCAAUGUGGAAGUCGAUGGUAAGUCAUCGGAUGGGAAGGAAAAACUUCCAAUUAAAAGGUCAAAGGGAAGCCUGGGCAGUUUAAAUAUGAUUACAGGCAAGAACAAUGAACCGAGUAAAGCAGGUGCAUCUGCCAAUGGAGUUUAUCCUAAAAGUGCUGAGAGUGGAAGUGACGGUUCAAGCGAAGGAAGUGAUGGGAAUUCCGAAAAUGAUUCACAAAUGAAAUCAGGAUCCAGGCAAGAUUCUAUUGAAGUUACAGGGGAAGCUUCUCAAAAUGGAAACUCUGCACAUGGUUCUCAGAAUGGAGGACCAAAUGCACCUCAUUCAGUGGUCAACCAAACAAUGCCGGUCAUGCCAGUGUCGCCAAGUGGUGGGCCCGGAAGUAUUCCUGGUCCCACCACCAACUUGAAUAUUGGUAUGGAUUACUGGAGUGGUACAAAUUCAUCCAAUAUUCCUGCAAUCCGUGGGAAGGUAACUUCAGCUCCAGUUGCAGGGGGGAUGGUUACUGCUGGGUCAAGGGACAGCAUGCAGUCACAGCUCUGGCUACAGCAGGAUGAAAGGGAGCUAAAACGACAGAGAAGGAAGCAAUCCAAUAGGGAAUCUGCUCGUAGAUCCAGACUGCGCAAGCAGGCGGAAUGUGAUGAGCUGGCCCAACGGGCUGAAGUUUUGAAGGAAGAGAAUUCUUCUCUUAGAGCAGAAGUGAGUCGCAUUAGGAGCGAGUAUGAUCAGCUUCUUGCUCAAAAUGCAUCCCUCAAGGAACGACUAGGGGAAACUCCUGGGCGAGAAGAAGUAACGUCUAGUGGUAUUGAACAACAAAAGGGACCCAAAGGUCAUCAAGAUGGGCAGACAGAACAACUUGUGCAGAGUCGUGAAUGAAGUUCCGGCUGUCCGGUGUCUUCAGAGAGCUUAACCUAACGACAAUUAGCAAACAAGAAAAAAAUGUGUUUUUACAUAGUAGUAUCAAUCAGCAUCUAGUCGGGAAUUCAUUAAAGGCUGACCUUCUCAGCGUGUCGUAGAAUAACUAUCAAAUUAAUUGUCGUCAUCCAUUGUUCUCGAUCGGCCUAUCUUUUACGGCCCAAAGAACCCGGAUGAUUUGUAGACUGUAGUGUGAAAAUUCAUGCCAUACCCUUGUAUUCCUAAAAAGGGUGCUGGUCUCUAAUUAUUUCAACAUUUUAUGUACUAAAUAUGGUUGAUAAAUGUGAUUGUGGUUUGUUAAGUUGUUCUUUUA
This is a messenger RNA of Cynara cardunculus var. scolymus (artichoke), 1915 nucleotides long. RefSeq names its product bZIP transcription factor 16-like. Gene Ontology annotation, molecular function: sequence-specific DNA binding; DNA-binding transcription factor activity. The transcript has 13 exons. The coding region runs from base 319 to 1563 and encodes 414 amino acids. The record is from RefSeq and is a predicted model, not a curated record. Gene Ontology annotation, cellular component: nucleus. Lineage: Eukaryota; Viridiplantae; Streptophyta; Magnoliopsida; Asterales; Asteraceae. Gene Ontology annotation, biological process: regulation of DNA-templated transcription.